UCUUGUCUUCUGUGGCUUCGGACAAUUUGUAUGACGCUUCAAGAAAACAAUAAUGGUUGAUACCUCUACUUCGGAACUGAACUAGAGAUCGCAUUUUUCAUUUGGAUUAAUUCUAUUUCAUGCCGUAAGCAUGGGUCUCGUGUGGAUCCUCAUUGCUACUCUAACUGGAAUAAGCACCAUCUCCAAAGAAGCAGAAGGAGCGUGUGUCUAUCAAGGCUCUCUGUUUGCGAACAACACAUCAUGGAGGCCCGACAGUUGCCAAGACUGCACCUGCUACAGUGACAUCGUCAUCUGCAAGCCUCUGCGCUGCCAGAACCCAAAGUGUGACUUUCAGAGGGGAGAGCGCUUGAGAAUACCACCCAACCAGUGUUGUCCUGAGUGUUUCCCACAGUCCGCCGCCUCUUGUCAGCAUGAAGGAGCCAUCUACGGGGACGACAGCCAGUGGAACGGCUCCAAGUGCUCCGUCUGCGUGUGUUCUCAAGGGAAAGUGUCCUGCGGCCCCCCGCCCUGCCCUGCCCUGAGCUGCGGCGCCGACCAGAGCCCCUUUGUGCCCACGGGGGAGUGCUGCCCCAAGUGUGCCCGCCACGGAGCGUCGUGCCCAUGGGAGGGGGUGGAGUACAGGGAUGGGGAGGAGUGGAGACCCGGGCCCUGCUCCACCUGCCAAUGCCUCUCUGGACGUGUCCAGUGCUCCACGGCUGAGUGCCAGCCCAUCACCUGCAAGCCGAGUGAGAACCUGGUGAUCCAGCCCGGACAGUGCUGCCCGCAGUGCGUGCCCAACCCGUGCCUGGCGUCAGGGAAGGAGUAUAAGCAUGGGGAGCAGUGGCAGAAGAACAGCUGCACGACGUGCGUGUGCGACCAGGGCCACUCCCGCUGUCACUCUCAGACCUGCCCCAGACUCACCUGUGCCAAGGGCGAGACCAAAGUCAAGCGUCCGGGGCAGUGUUGCGAGGAGUGCGCCGCCGCCAAAGGCACCUGCCUGUACGAGGCCGCCGUGCGUUACCACGGCGACAUGUGGAAUGGGACCGGCUGUGAGUUCUGCCUGUGCGAGCGAGGCCAGGUGCUGUGCCAACGGGCCGACUGCGGCCGAGUGGAGACCUGCCCAUCGGGGGAGGACCUGGUGCAUUUACCAGGGAAGUGUUGUCCAGAGUGCAAGGCGAAGCUCAGCUCCUGUGUCUACACGCCUCGUCAACAACAACAGGGACAGGGAGAGCCGAGUCCGAGACAUCUAGCUGACCUGGAGAAGUUCAGCGAGGGGCCCUGCCACCAGUGCCAGUGUCGGGACGGGCAGAUGACCUGCUACCGGCCGUCCUGCCCCACUUGCCCCCUCGGCACGCUGGCCGUGCCCGUGGACGGGCAGUGCUGCCCCGAGUGCCAGGAUGUGGCAUGCCACCAGGACUGCAUGACGUGCUCCAGGAGCCCUGAGCACUGUGACAGCUGUAAGGACCCUGGUGCUCUGGUCUGGAGUGGACGCUGCGUCCAGACCUGCCCUCAGGGCUACUACGCCAACGGCAGGGAGUGCAAAGCGUGCCAGCCGGGCUGUGCCACCUGUGAGAACGGCUUCGAGUGCUCCUCCUGUGGAGGCUCCCUGCUGCUGAGGAACAGGCAGUGCGUGGCCACCUGUGACGCCGGCCUCUUCCAGGACCACACACAGUGCCUACGCUGCCAUGACACCUGUUCGUCGUGCCGUGGCCCCGGUGACGAGGCCUGCCUGAGCUGCUCCAGCGCUGGCCACCAGCUCAAAGAUGGACGCUGCGUGGCCGACUGCGGCGCCGGCUUCUUCUCCAGCGCCGGCAGCUGUUACGCCUGUGAUCCGUCCUGCGCCACCUGUCACCCGGACAACCCCAGCUGUUUGAGCUGCCCCCAGGGCUUCCUGUUGCACCAUGGGAAAUGUAUUGCCCAGUGUCCGGAGCAGCACUACAAGGACGGCCACGGCAGAUGCAGAGCAUGCCACAGCUCGUGCUCGUCCUGCUCGGGCCCGUCCGUGUCCCAGUGCUCCUCCUGCGCGGGCACCCUGGCGCUCCACAGCGGGCAGUGCCUGGACACCUGCGGCGAGGGCCUCUUCGCCCGAGACGGGCGGUGCCACGGCUGCCACCCCUCCUGUCGGGCGUGUGUGGGGCCCGAGGCCUCUGACUGUGUGCUGUGCCUGAAGCCGGAGGAGGCUCUGCAGCCCCUGCACCCCCACCAGCCCCACGGCUCCUGUGUGGCCCAGUGCGACGCCCACUCCUACCUGGAGUCCGACCGCACCUGCAGAGAGUGCCAUGAGUCGUGUGCCCAGUGCACAGCAGGAGGUGCCCAGAGCUGUACUUCCUGUCCCCGCCAGACUGUGCUGUACCAGGGCCAGUGUGUCCACACCUGUCCACCUGGCUUCCAUGCUCAGGACCGCAGCUGCCAAGCCUGCCACCCGUCCUGCCAGGAGUGCAGCGGUCCGUCUCAGGCCGACUGCUCCGUCUGCCCGCCGCACGCCGCCCUGCACAACGGCUACUGCAGAACCAGCUGCCCCGAGGGACAGUACGUCACCUCCGCUGGACACUGUGCAGAGUGCCAGGGUGGGUGCCAGCGCUGCACGGCGGAGCUGCAGUCGGGCGUGGGCACGGUGUGCCUGUGGUGCCGGGCGCCCAGGACCCUGCUGCUGGGGGACAGCUGCGUCGCUCAGUGCCCAGCGCGCCACUACCCGUGGCACGGCGCCUGCAAGAAAUGCCACCCGUCCUGUGAGAGCUGCCAUGGGGAGGGCCCUCUGGCCUGCACCUCCUGUGUGGCCCCUGGCCUGCUGCUGCCCACGGCUCUGUGUGGGUCCCGCUGCCCUACCGGCUACUACGCAGACGGGGAGCGCGUGUGUCGAGCGUGUGACAGCCAGUGCCUGGCGUGUGAGGCGGCGGGGGGGUGCACCUCCUGUCGGGACCCGGCCAAAGUGCUCCUGUUCGGAGAGUGCCAGUACGAGAGCUGCGCUCACCAGUACUACCUCAACUCCACCACCCGCACCUGCAGAGAGUGUGAUUGGAGCUGUAACGCGUGUCGUGGCCCCCUGCACACCGACUGCCUGCAGUGCAUGGAGGGCUACGUGCUCCAGGACGGCGUCUGCGCCCAGGGUUGCUCCCCCGGCUUCUACCAGGACGGAGAGCGCUGCCUCGGGUGCGAUGACCACUGUGAGAAGUGCCAGGGCCCCGGGCAGUGCCAGCGCUGUCAGUCGCCCUAUGCCAACCUGCAGGGACAGUGCGUGCGGGAGUGUGGCAGUCGCCACUAUCUGGACUCGGCCCUGCAGCAGUGUCCCGCGUGCUCGGCGGGCUGCGUGCGGUGCGAGGGGGAGAGCUGGUGCAGCGUCUGUGAGGAGAGCCUCUUCCUGAAGGACAGCCUCUGCACGCCCGACUGCGGCCACGGUUACUACGCCGACUGGGAGGGACGCGUCUGCCAAGCCAACACCCACGCGCCCGUGCUGCACGUCAACGGCUCUCUGCUGGUGCCCGCCGGCGGGGUGCGGCCGCUGGGCGCCUGGCUGCUCCGGGCCGAGGACGCCGACAGCCCGGCGGAGAACCUGCUGCUGCAGCUGCUGCAGCCGCCCGCCAACGGCCUGCUGGUGCGCCUGCUGCCGGACGGCGGCGAGAGCACUCUGCACCGGGACCAGACCUUCAGCCUGGCCGAGCUGCGCGCCGGCGCCGUCCGCUUCAGCCACUCCACCGACAAGCCCCUGAGUGGACAGUUCACCUUGCGGGCAGCUGAUCCUCAGCUUUUCUCCCAACCUGUGGCUGUUCCUGUGCAGGCCGUGUCUCAGCAGCCUCCAGUGGUGCUGACCAAUCGUCCUCUGGUGGUGGACGCGGGCCAGUCGGCGGUGGUCUCGCGGUCGGCUCUGCAGGUGGACGACCCGGACAACCCCCAGGACGUGCUGCUGAUGGUGCUGGAGGCGCCGCGCCACGGUCGCCUGGCGCGUCUCCACGGCGACCGGCCGCUGGCGCAGUUCAAGCUGGAGGAGCUGUGGCGGGAGCAGGUGCAGUACGUGCACGGCGGCGACGACGCCCCCGGCGACAGCCUCCUGCUGCAGGUCAACGACGGCCACAGCUACCAGAACCUCCUCUUCCACAUCCAGGUCAACCAGAAGAACGCCAACACCCCUCACAUGCUGUCCCUGCCCGUGACCUGGGUGAGAGAAGGAGGGAUGGUGCAGCUGUCCAAGAAGUACCUGCGGGCCGAGUACAAGGGCUCCAGCGACGCCGAGAUCCUCUACACCAUCAGCGGCCCCGAGGGCGCGCCCAAAUACGGUGAGGUUCUCCUGGUGCCCCUGCCGGCGGACGGCCCGGUGGCCGGCUGGCACUCUCUCCCCGAGGGCACGGACUCCACGCCCACCACCUCCUUCACCCAGCAGGACGUCAAUGAGGGCAUUGUGUGGUACCGCCACCUGGGCGCCAGCUCACACAGGGACACCUUUCACUUCCAGGUGUCCAGUGAAGCCCAUCCAGACACCCUCAGCGACGCCCAGACCUUCACCAUCGGAGUCGUGCCGCAGACACCUGGCAUGCCCCAGCUCUCACCUGGAGCCGACCUGCAGGUCUUGGCUCAGGAGGAUCGCGUGACGGUGAUAACCCCCACCGCGCUGUCCUUUGUGGACUCCGAGACGCCGAGCGACAAGAUUAUCUACAACAUCACCAAGCCCCUCGCUCCCGGCCACGGUGUGGUGGAGCACAGGGACCGGCCGUACAGCCCCGUGCGCUUCUUCACGCAGGCCGACGUGGACGCCGGGAGGAUCCUCUACCGGCCGCCCGCCGCCCCCCCACACCUCCAGGAGCUCUACCAGUACUCCUUCACCGGUCUCCCUGAGUCGGUGAGCCUCCAUUUCACAGUGUCGGACGGAGAGCACACCACCCCGGAGAUGGACUUUGCCAUCCUGCUCGUGGCCAAUCACCAGCAGCCGCCCGUCUUCCAGAUCCUGGACCCCGUGCUGGAGGUCACGCUGGGAGGCAGAGCGCCAGUCGGAGGGCAGCAGCUAGCGGUUACAGAUGCGGACACGGCCCCGGAUGAGCUGGAGUUUGAGCUGGUGGAGCCCCCAGUGCACGGCACCCUCCUCAGGGUGGACUUCAGCUCACACACACCCAUGAGCACCGGUGACACCUUCACCUUCAGCGACAUCACCCGCAACGUCCUGCAGUACGAGCACGCGGGCCAGACGGCCGAGGACGACGCCAUGACCUUCUCGGUGACCGACGGCAUCUCCAUGGCGACGGCCACCGUGCUGGUGUCGGUGUCGGCGGCGGGCGGCGACGGGCCCAGGAGGGACCCCAACGCCCAGCUGGCCAUGGAGGUGUCGGAGAAGAGCAGCACGGUCAUCACGCGCUCCCACCUGGCCUAUAAGGACGAUAGUUCCCCGGACGAGAAGAUCCGCAUCCAGCUGGUGUCGGUGCCCAUGUACGGCAUCCUCACCCGUGGUGGAGCGGCGUCCGACCCCGAGGAGCUGAGCGAGUACUCGUCCUUCACCAUGGAAGACAUCAGCCAACGCCGCAUACGCUACAUCACGUCCUUUGGGACUGGGAAUCAGCCCGUCACUGACAUCUUCCAUUUCAUCGUGUACGACGGCGAAAACAAUCGCCUUGACAACCAGAUGUGCACCAUCACCAUCACGUCGGUGCAGAGGCAGCCGCCCGUGGUCACCGUGCACAGCGGCAUCAAGGUCCAGGAAGGGGGCCGGGUCCAGCUGUCGGCCAAUCACAUUAUCGCCUCUGACCCGGACACGCCCAAGAGGGACCUCCUGGUGUGGCUGGUCAGUCCCCCAAAGUACGGCUUCAUUGAGAACACAAAGAGAGCGUCCGGCGGUGCCCAGGUCAUCAGCCCCGAGGUGCCCUUCUCCAUGGAGGACCUGAACGCCGACCACAUCUUCUACGUGCAGAACGUGCGGCAGGCCAACGUCCGCCAGGACAUCUUCAGCUUCUACCUCAGCGACGGCUCCAGCCAGACCGAGGCCUUUGACGUCAACAUCGACAUCCAGCAAAGCAAGGAGGACAAAGUUCUCGUGUCGGUGAACAGCAUCCAGGUGGAGGAGAACUCGGGCGUGGUCAUCAACUCCUCGUUGCACGUGCUGGACCUGGACACACCUGAGAAUGAGAUCGUCCUCACCAUCACCAAGAAGCCUGCUUAUGGUAAGCUGCGGCGGCGGCAGUUCUACACUCAGCCGCUGGACAGCGGCCGGCUGCUGAGCCAGGGCUCCACCUUCACCUACCAGGACGUGCUGGACGAGCUGCUGGUCUACAUCCCCGACGGCCAGGGCCUGCGCACCGACGAGCUGCGCUUCUCCGUCACCGACGGCGUCCACACCGAGUCCGGCCGGCUGGAGUUCAGCAUGGACGUGAGGAAGAGCGAGACGCCCCGCGUCACCGUCAACCGCGGCCUGCAGAUCGCAGCAGGUGCCUCUUCAAAAAUCACCGAGCAGCAUCUGAAGGGCACGGAUGUGGACUCGGAAAACGUGAAGCUGCGCUUUACCCUCACCAAAGACCCCACCGUGGGCAAGCUCCAGCUGGCCAGGGCAGGGGCAAGGCCCUGCUGUCCGCCCUCCGGAGCCGUCAAAAGCUUCACCCAGGAGGACAUCAACAAAGGCUUGGUGGAGUACAUCCACGAGAAGGGUGAGGGCGGUGGCAGCUUCUCCUUCAAGUUUAACCCAGACCCGGAGGGCAACAAGCUGAUUGACCAGUCCUUCUUCAUCAGCGUGCUAGAGGAUCGCCUCCCGCCCUCGGUGACAGUGAACAAGGGCCUGGUGCUGGACGAGAACUCGGUCAAGAAGCUGACCACGCAGCAGCUGUCCUCCUCUGACCAGGACAGCGAGCCGAGCGAGCUCGUCUACCGCCUGACCAAGCAGCCGCAGCUGGGACACCUGGAGCACGUCAACUCUCCCGGCACACACAUCAGCACGUUUACCCAGGCAGACCUGGCCUCCCGCAGUGUGCAGUACGUUCACACCAGCGAUGAGGAGAAGCACGCCGAUGACUUCACCUUCACCGUCACCGAUGGUGCUAAUGAGGUCUCCCAGACGUUCUACAUCACCAUACGGCCGGUGGAUGACUCGCUGCCCAUAGUGCAGGUGCCGGGCAUGCGGGUGCAGGAGGGAGUGAGGAAGACCAUCACUGAGUUUGAACUCAAGGCCACUGACGCUGACACAGAGGAGGACUCCAUCACCUUCACGGUGGUCCAGGCGCCGCGGCACGGCACCAUCGAGCGCACCAACAACGGGCAGCACUACCGGCAGACCAGCACCUUCACCAUGGACGACGUCUACCAGAACCGCAUCAGCUACAACCACGACGGCAGCAACUCGCUCAAGGACCGCUUCACCUUCACCGUGGCCGACGGCACCAACAUGUUCUUCCUGGUGGAGGAGGCUGGCAAGGAGAUUGUGACAGCGGCCCCUCAGAAGUUCAAGAUUGACAUCCUCCCAGUGGAUGACGGGACGCCCCGCAUCGUCACCAACCUCGGCCUGCAGUGGCUGGAGUACAUGGACAACAAGGCCACAAACCUCAUCUCGAAGAAGGAGCUGCUGACGGUGGACCCAGACACCGACGAUGGUCAGCUGACCUAUGAGGUCACCACCCCCACCAAACACGGUUUCCUGGAGAGCAAACUCAAGCCUGGCACGCCGAUCACCACAUUCACCCAAGCGGACAUCAAUCUGGGCCUGAUCCGGUACGUGCUGAAGGAGGGCAGUGGCCUGGAGACCAGCGACAACUUCAAGUUCCUGGUGAAGGACAGCAAGCCCAACGUGGUCAGCGACAACAUGUUCCACAUCCAGUGGUCACUCAUCAGCUUCGAGCACAAGAGCUACAACGUGAGUGAGAAGGCUGGCACGGUGGCCGUGACGGUGAAGCGGACGGGCAACCUGAACCAGUACGCCAUCGUCCUGUGCCGCACGGAGCAGGGCACGGCCACCUCCACCUCCAGCGUGGGCUCUCGCCCUGGACAGCAAGACUACGUGGAGUAUGCUGGACAGGUACAGUUUGAUGAGCGAGAGGACACUAAGGUGUGCACCAUCGUGAUCAACGACGACCAGGUGUUUGAGAACAUCGAGAGCUUCAACGUGGAGCUGAGCAUGCCCGUCUACGCCCUCCUGGGCCCGGUGACCCGCGCCAAGGUCAACAUCAAUGACACGGAGGACGAGCCCACGCUGCAGUUCGACAAGAAGACGUACCACGUCAACGAAAGCACCGGCUUCGUCUUCGUUCCCAUCGAGAGGAAAGGAGACACAAGCAGCACGGUCUCGGCUCUCUGCUACACCGUGCCCAAGUCGGCCAAGGGCAGCAGCCUGCACGCCCUGGAGUCCGGCUCCGACUACAAGACCCGCGGCAUGUCCGUCGACAACCGCGUCAUCUUCGGGCCGGGCGUGAGCAUGUCCACGUGCGACGUGAAGCUGAUCGACGACAGCGAGUACGAGCUGUCCGAGGAGUUUGAGCUGGUCCUGUCGGACAGCUCGGAAAACGCGCGCAUGGGCGGAAUCAAGGUGGCGAAGGUUGUGAUCGACGGACCCAACGAUGCCUCGACCGUAUCCCUUGGCAAUGCGACUUUCACCUUCAGUGAGGAUGCAGGAACCAUUGAGAUUCCCGUGGUCAGGCACGGCAGUGACCUCUCCUCCGUGGCCUCUGUGUGGUGCGCCACCAGACCUGCUGACCACGACUCGGCCACGCCCGGAGUCGACUACAUCCCCAGCUCCAAGAAAGUGGAGUUCAAGCCCGGGGUCACAGAGGAGACCUGCAGCCUCACGAUCAUGGACGACGUCCAGAAUCCCACCAUCGAGGGGUCGGAGUCCUUUGUGGUCUUCCUGAGCUCUCCGCAGGGGGCUGUCCUCGUCGAGCCACACGAGGCGUCCGUCCUUAUCACAGACACCUUCCUGGAUAUUCCCAGCAUGCACUUUGAGAAGGUGAAGUUCACGGUGAAGGAGAAAGACGGCGUCCUGCACAUCCCCAUCGUCCGCACCGGGGACCUGUCCUACAAGUCGUCCGUCCGCUGCUACACGCGCACCAUGUCCGCCAUGGUGAUGGACGACUUCGAAGAGCGGCGCAACGUGGACAACUCGCGCGUCACCUUCCUGAAGGGGGAGAGGGUGAAGAACUGCACGGUGCACAUCAACGAUGACUCGGUGUUCGAGCCGGAGGAAGAGUUCCAGGUGCACCUGGGAUCUCCUCAGGGCGAUCACUGGGGGGGAGCCAUGAUUGGUGUCAACGACAUUGUCACGGUCACCAUCACCAAUGACGAGGAUGCCCCCACCAUUGAGUUUGAACAAGCCUCGUACCAAGUGCGGGAGCCUCCAGGUCCUGACGGAAUCGAGGUGCUGAACAUCAAAGUCAUCCGCAAGGGAGACCUGGACCGCACCUCCAAGAUCCGCUGCAGCACCCGGGACGGCUCGGCCCAGUCCGGAGUGGACUACAACCCCAAGAGCCGAGUCCUCAAGUUCAGCCCGGGCAUGGACCACAUCCUGUUCAAGGUGGAGAUCUUGUCCAAUGAGGACAGGGAGUGGCACGAGUCCUUUUCAUUGGUCCUCGGCCCGGACGACCCUGUGGAGGCUGUGCUUGGAGAGAUCACUAUGGCAACAGUGACUAUUUUGGAUCAGGAGGCCGCAGGAAGCCUCAUCCUCCCAUCUCCACCAAUAGUGGUCUCCCUGUCAGACUAUGACAACGUACAGGAAGUGACCAAAGAGGGCAGCAAGAAGACCCCGUCCCCGGGCUACCCGCUGGUGUGCGUGACCCCGUGCGACCCCCACUACCCCAAGUACUCGGUCACGAAGGAGCGCUGCGAGGAGGCGGGCAUCAACCAGACCUCCAUCCACUUCAGCUGGGAGGUGGCAGCGCCCAGAGACGUCAGCGGCGCCCGCUCCCCGUUUGAGACGGUGACGGACACAACGCCCUACACCAGCGUCAACCACAUGGUUCUGGACAGCAUCUACUUCAGCCGGCGCUUCCACGUGCGCUGCGUGGCUCAGGCGCGGGACAAGGACGGGCACCUGGGCACGCCGCUGCGCAGCAACAUCGCCACCAUCGGCACCGAGGGCUCCAUCUGCCACACGCCCGUCACCACCGGCACCGCCCGCGGCUUCCAGGCCCAGUCCUUCAUCGCUACGCUCAAAUACCUGGACGUGAAGCACAAGGAGCACCCCAACAGGAUCCACAUCUCCGUCCAGAUCCCCCACCAGGACGGCAUGCUGCCCCUGGUGUCCACCAUGCCCCUGCACAACCUGCACUUCCUGCUCUCCGAGUCCAUCUACCGCCACCAGCACAUCUGCUCCAACCUGGUCACCAUCAGGGACCUGCAGGGCAUCUCAGAGACUGGUUUCCUGGAUGAUGUAUCGUACGACAGUAUUUCCCUGGGCCCUGGCUAUGACCGGCCCUACCAGUUCAACCCGGGCGUGAGAGAGCCAAAGACCAUCCAGCUCUACAAACACUUAAACCUGAAGAGCUGCAUCUGGACCUUCGAUGCCUACUAUGACAUGACCGAGCUCAUCGACGUCUGUGGGGGAUCGGUCACAGCAGAUUUUCAGGUGCGGGACUCGGCGCAGUCCUUCCUGACGGUGCAGGUUCCGCUCUACGUAUCCUACAUCUACGUGACGGCGCCUCGCGGCUGGGCCUCUCUGGAGCAUCACACGGAGAUGGAGUUCUCCUUCUUCUAUGACACCGUGCUCUGGAGAACAGGUAUUCAGACAGACAGCGUACUGUCAGCAAGGCUGCAGAUCAUACGAAUUUUCAUCAGGGAGGAUGGACGACUGGUGAUUGAGUUCAAAACGCAUGCCAAAUUUAGAGGCCAGUUUAUCCCAGAGCACCACACGCUUCCCGGGCACAAGUCUCACCUCAUGGCCCCAGACCACUUGGGGGGCAUUGACUUUGACCUUCAGCUGCUGUGGAGCGCCCAGACCUUUGACUCCCCUUACCAGCUCUGGAGGGCCACAAGCUCCUACAGCAGGAAGGACUACUCGGGCGAGUACACCGUCUUCCUCAUCCCCUGCACCGUGCAGCCCACUCAGCCUUGGAUCGACCCCGGAGACAAGCCCCUGUCCUGCACAGCCCAUGCCCCUGAGAAAUUCCUGGUGCCCAUUGCCUUCCAGCAAACUAACCGCCCUGUGCCCGUGGUCUACUCUCUCAAUACUGAAUUCCAGCUUUGUAACAAUGAGAAAGUGUUCAUGAUGGAUCCCUCCACUGCAGACAUGUCAAUGGCUGAGAUGGACUACAAAGGAGCCUUUUCAAUGGGUCAGACCCUCUAUGGUAGAGUACUGUGGAACCCGGAGCAGAACCUCAACGCGGCCUACAAGCUCCAGUUGGAGAAGGUGUAUCUAUGCACAGGGAGAGACGGAUAUGUUCCUUUCUUCGACCCCACGGGAACCCUUUACAACGAAGGCCCCCAGUAUGGGUGCAUUCAGCCUAACAAACACCUCAAGCAUAGAUUCCUGGUGCUGGAUCGGAAACAGCCAGAUGUCUGUGAUCGUUACUUCCACGACGUUCCAUUUGAGGCCAACUUUGCAUCUGACAGUCCAGACUCUCAGGCCAUGAGUGCAAUGCCAGGUGUCGACGGCUUCACCAUGAAGGUCGACGCCCUUUAUAAGGUGGAGGCAGGGCACCAGUGGUACCUCCAGGUCAUCUAUGUGAUUGGACCAGAGUCCACCACAGGCCCUCGGAUGCAGCGCUCGCUGACCUACGAGCUGAAGCGCAGCCGGCGUGACCUGGUGGACCGCUCGGGCCACCUCACGCUGGACGAGUCGCUGAUCUACGACAACGAGGGCGACCAGGUGAAGAACGGCACCAACAUGAAGACGCUCCGGCUGGACGUGCAGCCCUCGGCCACCUUCAACCCGCAGGUGGGCAGCUCCAUCGGGGGCGGCGUGGCCGCCGUCACCCUGCUGGUCCUGGUGCUGCUGGCCACCUGCCUGGUGGUGCGGAGGUGCCGUCGCGCCGCCAGGAAGAAGCUGCCCAAGAAGGACCCGGCCGAGCAGUACCCGCUCAACACCAAGGUGGAGGUGUGCAUCGAGCGCUUCGAGAAGAACCUCAACAGCAAGCACUGCACCGUCAGGAACGUCAACAUCCUCCACAAGAGCCCCGAGUCCUCCAAGGUCAACGGCGUCAAGGUCAAGCAGGUCAACCUGGAGGUCAAGCUUCACAACAACUUGAACGACGGAACUGAAGUCUGAUCCUUCGUCGAAAGUAUUUUAUGGGAAAAAAAAACCUCCCUUCCCCACCCCUUAUUUCUAUCACUGUUUGUAAUUAUGAGAUGAGAUUAUUAUUAAUGUAUUUUUAUACGACCAUUUCAAAAGGGAAGUGUGCGUGUGUGUCAGCUAUGCAUCAUAAAUCAUUUCACAACUGAGCUACCUCAGUGACAGUAAAAAAAGAACACAAAAAGAAGACUUAAGAACCACUUUUACAUGAUGUCUUCUUCGAACUAAUGGUUUUCCAUUUCCACAGAUAUCUACAUAAAGCAUUGCUUUUCUUUCAGGUACAGCAACAUCACCACAGCAACAUAUCCAGGGGUAGCUCAGGCACUUUUACUCCAUAUUGCUUUGAUGAAUGGUUCAAUUGUCUGGCAGAGUUACUACUUUGAAAGUCACAGCACAACCACUAUUUAAAAAAAAAAAAAGAUAAAAAGUAUUAAAGACACAUAGAAAGUGCCAGCACUUUGGACAGAGCAAGCUGUGUAAAUAUUGUUUUAAAAGUGCAAUUAUCUGAUGACAUGGUCAUCCCUCAUUCGCUGCAGGUGUGAGUGUGGAGUUUGAUAGGUAGCUUCAUCGAUGUUCUUAGCUUUCAAUGAAACCACUGGUGUGCCAUGAAUUACUGUUAAGUGCGAUUUCUUUUUAGGCUGAAAUCAAGCAAUUGUCCAAAGCGGUUUGUUAUCAACUUAAUGUAACUCAUCAGAACACUUUCUGUAACUUGCCAUCUUGUGACAGAACAAAAAAAGUGUUUUGAUGAAUUGUGCACUUUGAAAAAAAUAAAAACAAAACUACUGUAGAUUGUAUUGAUUGUCCACUAGCUCACUCCAAAUGCUGUUUUGAUUCUUUAACCACAGAUAUGAGAUGGUUAAAAAAUACUUAACUACUGUUUUAUACAAUGUGUACUCAACUAUUAUAUUAUCUGCCAAAUAACCCCAUGUUUUUUAGCAUUGUUAAAUGUACAUACACCUUCUGAACACAAUCAUGUUGAUUUUUUUUUUUUUUUUUUUUUUGUCUCAUCAAAUUAUGUUGCGUUAUGACAUAUUGUAUUACCCACAUACAAAGUAUAAUGUACGUAUGUAGCCCUACUGUUGUAUUUUAAGUAAUCUUUCAAGAUGCAUUCAUCAGAUGGAUAUGAAAUGGUGCUGAUGUGAGAGUCUUUCUGGCUUAUGGAUGCUAACCAUAGCCUACAAUUUCUCCAUGGUUACAAUACGUAGAGAAAUUGAUUUCACCUUUGUCAUCAGUUUCUUUAAUAUGUUUUUUUUUUUGCUCUUUUAUUUGUUAUCGCUCUCACACUUUCUGUUCUUAUGUCAGUCUAUCUCUGUUUCAUCUUUGGUCAGCUAUGAGAAUGGUGUGCCUAUCACUUUAGCAUUGGGAGAUUUUAGGAAAUAACAUAUUUUUGGUGCUAUCAUUUGUGGAAAAUAACAAUGCUCUAAUAAGAUGCCUGUAUUCUGUGCCUUUUUAGUAAUAAAAAAAAAAGUUACAUAAA
Molecule: messenger RNA, 13634 nt
Organism: Sardina pilchardus (European sardine)
Lineage: Eukaryota; Metazoa; Chordata; Actinopteri; Clupeiformes; Clupeidae
Gene: fras1
Product: Fraser extracellular matrix complex subunit 1
Biological process (GO): anatomical structure morphogenesis; cell communication
Cellular component (GO): membrane
Molecular function (GO): protein binding
Source: RefSeq, a predicted model, not a curated record